Molecule: messenger RNA, 2526 nt
Organism: Pyricularia pennisetigena
Lineage: Eukaryota; Fungi; Ascomycota; Sordariomycetes; Magnaporthales; Pyriculariaceae
Exons: 6
Coding region: 1-2526 (841 amino acids)
Source: RefSeq, a predicted model, not a curated record
AUGCUGGUCGGGUCGAUCAACGUUCCCUACAAAUUCUUGCCAAAAGAGCAUUACCGGCAUGCCGUACUGAGUCGACUCUUGAUCUCCUUGCUGAAGCUCGAAGUUCGCAACAAGAAGUUUGGUGACAAGAAUCCUAACAUUCGGGCUUUCCGUCGCACCAAGGUUGUUCCCAUCCUGGACGAGAACCACACAAGGACUGGACAAUUCAGAAAGCACAGGCCAUCCACCCCAGAACUACUUGUAAUCUACGACAUACACAACAUGUCACCACACAAACUCAUGGAGACCAAAGAUGUUCAGCCCACAAAGGGCCGCCACUGGAUCAUGGGGGCCGAGGCCUUUGAGAGGCGAAUGCCGCACCACGAUGGAAUCAAGGCGCUUUGGGAGACGAAAUGGAAGUUUCCUUGCACAAAAAGUCUGUACCCCUUCCACGACGGUAAAUACGAAGACUUUGAGCCCAUCUUUACCCACUUGAUCGCCAAUAACAUCAACGACGGCACGUCGCCCGAGUACACGCGGGCUUUUUUCCCCAUCGCCGAGGCGCUCGUCGCCCGGGCCGACGCCGCGGUGGCCGGCAGUGCCGAGGCCACGGAGCUGUACCUCCGGGCCUGCGCCGUGUACCGCAUCGCGCGCUUCCCCUACAUCACGGCCUACCCGCGCGUUAACUGCCCCGUCAAGUGGGAGGCCUGGGAGGCGCAAAAGGCGGCGUACCUGCGCUGCGGCCGGGCCUGGGCCGAGCCGGUCCAGGAGGCCAUGGUGGCACACACGCACCGCAAGGGUGCAGACCGCGACUCCAUCCCCGUCUACGUCAGGGUCCCCAAGGCCACGGCCGAGAGCGGUGGGCCUUGCCCGGCCGUCAUACUCAUGACGGGGCUGGAUGGCUACAGGCCCGACAACACAGUCCGCUGCGACGAGUUCCUGGCUAGGGGUUGGGGUGUCGUCGUCGUCGAGAUCCCAGGCACCGCCGACUGCCCUGCCGACUCUGCGGACCCCGAGAGCCCCGACAGGCUGUGGAGCAGCGUGCUGGAUUGGAUGGCAGCCUUGAAGGUGUUUGAUAUGCGCCGGAUUCUGGUCUGGGGGCUGAGCAGCGGUGGGUACUACGCCAUCAGGAUCGCGCACACCCACAAGGACAGGUUGGUGGGCUCCGUCGCGCAGGGUGCAGGCUGCCAUUACUUUUACGACCGCGAGUGGCUGGAAAAGGCCGAUGGGCACGAGUAUCCCUUCAAAUUGACGCCGGCCAUGGCCAUGAAGCAUGGUUACGAGUCCGUGGAGGAGUACAAGGAGGGCGUCCAGAAGAAGUUCUCGCUCCUGGAAACGGGCAUCAUCAACAUGCCAUCCACCAGGCUCCUGCUUGUCAACGGUACGCUGGACGGGCUGAUGCCCAUCGAGGACUCGAUGAUGCUUUUCGAAUACGGCUCACCCAAAGAGGCUCGCUUCUUUACCGAUGCCUUGCACAUGGGCUACCCCUUGGCCAACGGGGCCGUCUAUCCCUGGAUGGAGAGUACCCUACUCGGCCGGCUUCUGCGUCGACAUGUUGCCAUCCUUGUCGUAAAAGAUCUCGCACACCUUUACGGACCGCAGAUGAUCAACUCCUCCACUGAGCUCGCAGUCGUGGUGGAACAGAUACCACUUGCCCUUGAACUCGACGAUGGAGUGGUGCGUCGUCCAGCCCAAGACGGGCUCGAGGAUCCUGCCCCCGUACGUAAAGGGCCCGUACGGCGAGUCGCCGACGGCGUAGCACAGGUAGUGGGUGUCGCCGGUCGAGUAGGAAAAGUAGUACUUGCCAUUGUACUUGUGCAUCCAGGCGGCCUCGAAGAAGCGCCUGUCGUGGUCGUCGGCCAGGAUGCGCUCGCCCGUCUCGGGCGCCAGGAUCUCGAUCUCGCGUACCUCCUCGUCGAACUGGCGCAUGUCGCGCGUCAGGCGCGCCACCUUCGGCCCCAGCGCGUACACGCCCUCUCCGGAGGGUUCGUGAGGGCCCUGGAGCGAGGCGUCGAACACGUCGUUGCCCUUUUGGUAGCACUGCAGCUGGCCGCCCCACAGGCCGCCAAAGUACAUGUACGCGUCCUGGCCGGCGGCGUCGUCGUCGACGAACACGGCCGGGUCGAUGCUGAAGGAGCCCUUGAUGGGCUCCGGGUCCGGCGUGAAGGGCCCCUCGGGCUUGUCGGACACGGCGACGCCGAUGCGGAAGAUGCCCUGCUUGUCGCGCGCCGGGAAGUAGAGGUAGUACUUGCCGUCGCGGGUGGCGGCGUCGGGCGCCCACAGCUGCUUGGACACCCAGGGGAUGUCCUCGGCGCGGAGGGCCAGGCCGUGGUCAACCACGGGCUCGGCGGGGUCGAUGCUGCCGGUGGAGAAGACGUGGUAGUCGGCCAUGUCGUACUGGUCGCCGUUGUCGUUGAACUUGAUGUCCGUCUCGCGGUCGUGCGACGGGUAGAUGUAGAUCCUGUCGUUGAAGACAUGCGCCGACGGGUCGGCCGUGUAGAGGUGGGAUAUCAAGGGAGCCAUUUUUUUUCUUUUGCGAAUGGAUGA